AUGCAACGGUUAACAGCAUGGACAUUACGUGCACGACUCUCGAGUAGUUGCCGGCAACAACUCGUCAACAAGAAGCCAUGGCAACCCAUUCUACCCACCAUGGCAAAUCGACCUUACACAACUCCCCAUUCAACCACCCCCACCACGACUACCACCACCACAACAACAACAGCAAUGGACGAUCCGCGUGUGCAGAGCUAUCGAGAAAAGUUACACAGCCGUAGCAACGAUGUAUGGACACGAUACCAAGAGUUGACCGACAACGAUCGAGCAUUGUUGGAACGACAAGACUUUGUGCAGUUACGGUCUCAGUUAUGGAGCAAUAAGAACAUGUGGGGUGCAGAAGAGAAGGUGUUGCAAGUGUUACAAGACAUGAAAGCGUUGGGACAUGCAUGGACUAUUCUUGAAUACAACGAGUACUUUAUGGUCAAGUUGUUCCAAGCACGACACCAAGAUAUCCUUGAUACAUUCGCUGGUGAUGAGUUUCAGCAAGCACAACUACCACUCACCAUUGGAUCAUUCAAUGUUCUCUUGGCAACCUAUUUACAACUUGGAAAGAUGGAUGAAGCGAUUGAAUUGAUUCAAACGGCACAUACAAAGUGGGGAGUCCAACCUGAUAUUCGCGACUUUCAACGCACCAUGUACCGAUGUUUGCCACGUGAUACCAAGAUUGCCAAACAGGCACGUGAGCUUAUUACACGCCAUGCUCUAGCCAACAAUUUGGAUAUUCUACGCAGCAAUCUUGCACAUCUUGUACGAGAGAAUCGGAUGAAUGAUGCAAAGUAUGUGUAUUCCAAUAUCAAGGAUGUCAAGUUGGAUGUAUCGAUCUACAGUAUCCUGAUCAAGGGUUUUAUGGAUGACAAGCAACCACGCGAAGCAGCAGCAGUGUAUGACGCCAUGCAAAAAGCGGGCAUUCAACCGAAUAAGACCAUUUGUACGGCAUUGUUACCUUAUUUUGCACAACAGCGUGAUCCACGUGCAUCUGAAAAGAUCAUUGAAGCAACAUUGGCGGGUGGACAUACCUUGGAUGAAACGAUUUACAAUCAGCUACUACGAGUCUAUCUCAAAUCACGCGAGACACGAAAGGCACUGGCAGUAUUCGAAGCCAUUCAGCAAGAUCCCAAACUACGAGUGAAUGAUGUGAUUCUCAAUACGCUCUUGGAUGGAUUACUCAUGAAUCGAGAAAUGGAUGCAGCAAAGUUGCUAUAUGAUCAGAUGGUUCAAACGCAUAUCAAACCGGAUCGCGUUACCUUCAACACGUUGCUCAAAGGAUUUGUUCGCAUCGAGGAUUAUGCAUCAGCACUACAAGUGAUUCAACACAUGUACGACGCCAAAUGCGAACCAGACAUUGUCACGUUUACAACACUUUUGGAUGGCGUCUUUGCACGUAUUCAACCUCAAUCAGCAAACCAAGUCUUUGAGUACUUGCAUCGCACAGGCAUGAAACCCAACAUUUAUACAUUCAAUGCAGUGAUCAACAAAUUCAUUCAACAAGAACAAAUGGCCCAGGCAGAAGAAGCAGUUGAUAUGUUACGACAUAAUGGAUUAAAACCUACCAUCCACACCUACACCAAUCUUAUCCAAGGCUAUGUGGCUAUCAAUGAUCUGCGUAAUGCCAUGCUUACGUUCCAAUCCAUUGUUCGUACUCCUGGUCUGAAACCUGAUCGUGCAUCGUAUCAUUUCAUCAUUUGUGGCUUCCUCAACAACAAUCGUAUCAGUGAUGCCGUCACCUGCCUUAUCAAGAUGCGUAAAGACAAGUGUAUGCCCACCACCGACACAUGGCGUAUCAUGAUGAAUGAAUGUAUUCGACGCAAGGAUUGGACCCAUGGUGCAAUCGUUGUCAAGGAAAUGGACGAUUGUGGUUUCUCCAUCAAGUCACCUGCUCUCCAACGCGCUUAUAGAACAUUAAAAGACAAGAUGUAA
Molecule: messenger RNA, 1923 nt
Organism: Lichtheimia ornata
Lineage: Eukaryota; Fungi; Mucoromycota; Mucoromycetes; Mucorales; Lichtheimiaceae
Exons: 1
Coding region: 1-1923 (640 amino acids)
Molecular function (GO): protein binding
Source: RefSeq, a predicted model, not a curated record